Messenger RNA from Vicia villosa (hairy vetch), 1371 nucleotides. Its product is annotated as jasmonate-induced oxygenase 2-like. Bases 105 to 1202 code for a protein of 365 amino acids. The record is from RefSeq and is a predicted model, not a curated record. Lineage: Eukaryota; Viridiplantae; Streptophyta; Magnoliopsida; Fabales; Fabaceae. The transcript is spliced from 3 exons.
UUGCUUACUCUCAAACACACUACAACAAAACCACUCUCACUUUCAAAUCCCUUUGUCUUUCUGUUUUUCUACUUUCAACCAUACCUCAAAAACUCAAAACAAAAAUGAUAACUUGUGACCAAACAUGGCCCGAACCUAUUGUUCGAGUCCAAUCCUUAGCCGAAAGUGGCCUAAACUCAAUCCCAUCAUGCUACAUCAAACCAAGUUCCCAAAGACCAUCUAAAACCAACCUCACCCCUCAAAACGAUCAUAUCAAUAUCAACAUACCUCUGAUUGACCUUGAGCACGUCUCUAGUGAGGAUCAGAUCCUCAGGAAGACAGUGCUCAAGAACGUCUUAAAGGCGUGUCGGGAGUGGGGUUUUUUCCAAGUUGUGAACCAUGGGAUUGACCAUGAGUUGAUGAAGAGUGCUAAAGAAGUGUGGCGUGAGUUCUUUAACCUUCCACUUGAAGUGAAAGAAGAGUUUGCUAAUUCUCCUACUACUUAUGAGGGUUAUGGUAGUAGGUUGGGAGUGAAGAAAGGUGCUAUUUUGGAUUGGAGUGACUAUUUUUUUCUUCAUUAUAUGCCUCCUUCUCUUAGAAACCAAGCUAAGUGGCCUGCACUUCCAUCAUCUUUGAGGAAAGUGAUUGAUGAAUAUAGUGAAGAAGUGGUUAAGCUAGGAGGGAGAAUAUUGGAAAUAAUGUCAACAAAUCUUGGUUUGGAAGAAGAUUUUCUUAUGAAUGCAUUUGGGGGAGAAAAUGAGCUUGGUGCUUGUUUAAGGGUUAAUUUUUAUCCAAAGUGUCCACAGCCUGACCUUACUUUAGGGCUGUCUUCUCACUCUGACCCUGGUGGUAUGACCAUUCUUCUACCUGAUGAUUUUGUGUCUGGACUUCAAGUAAGAAAAGGAAAUGAUUGGAUCACUGUUAAGCCUGUCCCUAAUGCUUUUAUCAUCAACAUUGGUGACCAAAUUCAGGUGAUGAGCAAUGCAAUAUACAAGAGUGUAGAACACAGGGUGAUUGUGAAUCCAAUACAAGAUCGUGUUUCAUUGGCUAUGUUUUACAAUCCAAAAAGUGAUUUACUCAUUCAACCUGCUAAGGAGCUUGUGACAGAGGAAAAGCCAGCCCUUUAUCCACCAAUGACCUAUGAUGAAUAUAGACUUUAUAUUAGGAUGAAAGGACCUUGUGGAAAAGCCCAAGUUGAAUCAUUGGCUUCUGUAUGUAAUUAAUUAAUUAAUUUGUUAAUUAAUUAAUUAAUUCCAAUAAUAACUAUGUAGUAAUUUGCAAAUGAUGAAUUUGCUUAUGAUAAAAUAAUUGGAUAUGUUGCUCUAUAAUUGAGAAAUUGAACUUUUGUUUAAUUAUAAAGUAUAUUAAAUUGAAUCACAUGUACUAAUGUAA